AUGACAAUCGAGGAGAAAAACGUGGAGGAAGACAACGACAAUGGAGAACCAAGAGGAGAUUAUAGAUUUAGGCACAGGGCACAUUUAAUACAGAAUACCAUUUCAGCCGACCGAACCCACGAUAGCGAGUUUCAACGCACAGCUCAGAUAUUGCAGGCCAUACAACCCAACAGAGGGCUUAAAGACCAAAACAUAAACCAAACCAAGGUUGCCGAUUCCAAAACACCCAGACUCGAUAAUGAAAAAGCCAAUGAGGAUAAGCUCGGGGAUUAUCAGUUCCAAUUGAUGCUUCUCGAGCAACAGAACAAAGAAAGACUAAGGGUGGCUCUUAUGGAGCAAGAUGCACAAAUCAAUCACCAACAAACGACUGUUCAGAGCCCGGUACUUGAAGACCAUUGGAAUUCUAAUAUUCGGUCUACCAAUCCAGAAGCAGCUUUUGUUCGGCAUCCCGCGUUAAGCAAUUGCUUCCGCUUAAUAUCAACAGUGUUAGAUACGCCAGAGGAAUGCACUGCAAAUCUGCCGGCUUUGAGAGAAAACCUGAAGAGCCUGCAAGCAUGUAUAUCAGACUUCCGCACAACCGGGAUAGUAUACCGCGUGACGGCUCCAAAGAGUUUUACGCGGAUGUAUCUUGAUGAACCACAGUGGAUAGAGGGCGAGAACGCAAAGGGUGAGGCUUUGGCGGGCAAUCUUCCAGUACGAGACAUACAGUCGUAUCUUGAAAGGAACCCGGAGAUUUGCUUCGUUGUAUACAGAGACUUUUCUGUCCCCGUCUCGAGAAAAAAGGAUGUCGAUCAUACUCUAUCCGUACCAAAACAAAACUCGGAGAUGAUAGAGACAACCUCUACGGAUCUGACUACGACUAUUACGAAAUUUAUGUCGUACUAUGAUUUCGGUGCAGACGCCGUGGACGAAAUAGGGAGGACAGAUGUUCCAGAUCACCAUUCUACAGAUGCUGAUGGCUCGACCGAACUGUUAGCUCCAUAUCCCGCCUUUUACCACGCCUCAAGACGAGCCAUGGAUCCAUUCCUCGAGCUACUAAAGUACUCAGAGAAGAAACAGUUCCAGUUAUUACUUGAUUAUGUUAUGUCUCAUUUUGGAAAUGAGUACAAUGACGCCGAGGAAAUAAUUCGAAACGGUAGAAUCACGAAACGAUACUUUCAAUACCUUUUCAAACCUGGUGACGUGAUCGUGCAGAAAGAGACCAAUGAAGCAAGGGGCCUCAUAUGCAGUUCUUGGGUUACUGAAGAACAAGUCAAAGACGGCAAAAGGAAGACGUCGGGAAAGGUAUCGAUGAUACAAUACACUAUAAAAGCUCGCUACUGGACUUUUGAUGGUGUAUUUUCACGCAAGACGACCGAUUUAAAAUGGGAAAUAGAUGACAGCUAUAAUUCGAAGCUGGAAAUCGAUGGCCUGAGCAUCUGCCCUUUAGCUUAUGUGAACGAAAACCUAACAGCUAAGCUGCGACGCAGGGGAGAAUGGAUUUGGAAGUGUCGUACGAAGCAGCUGGUAUCAUAUCAUGAAGAUGGAAAUCGUCAGUUACACGACUCGGACGACGAAAGAUACAUGAUCGACAUGAUGGUAUAUCGUGAGUUACAUAAGCCAGACAAGAAACGCGAUAUUCCCCGGUGGACAUCUUCAGACUACCCAGGGACAGAUGACCUGAGUCACGAAGCGGUGAAUCGAGACGACCCGCCUUCCGACGACUUCCUAUACGUAUUACCUUCGAUUAUCAAGGGCUUUAACCUUAAGAAGAAGAAAUGGUUGGAUCUAAAGGUCGAUAAUUUAGGCGAAGUAGUAUGGAACGAGACGGCUUUUGAGAGGCUUGUUCUUGAAGAGAAGACUAAGAAGUUGAUUCUGGCUCUCGUCAGCGAUCAGAUAGAAUCUAAGAGGUCAACAGAUCUCAUAAGCGGCAAAGGGAAUGGUUUGAUCAUGUUGCUCCAUGGAGGUCCCGGCACAGGCAAGACUCUGACCGCCGAGAGUGUGGCCGAGAUUGCCCGGAAGCCACUCUAUCCUGUUACUUGUGGUGACAUCGGAACGGAGCCGGAAGGUGUCGAGAAUUAUCUCGAGUCCGUUCUACAUCUCGGAAAGACCUGGGGGUGUGUUGUCCUACUCGAUGAAGCCGACGUAUUUCUUGAACAGCGCAGUCUCCAGGACCUCCAUCGAAAUGCGCUAGUAUCCGUGUUCCUCCGAGUACUCGAAUAUUAUGAGGGGAUAUUGGUUUUGACGAGUAAUAGAGUCGGUACCUUCGACGAAGCGUUCAAGUCGCGCAUCCAAUUGGCUAUUCACUACAGCGAUUUGACCUUUUAUGAACGCUCUAAGAUCUGGGAAAAUUUUAUCUCACGCUUGCAAGACUUUGAAGAAGAGGAGAUAGAUGCUGCUGAUCUAAAAGAUCACAUCAAGGACUUGGCCCAGUUUGAGAUGAACGGAAGGGAGAUCCGAAACGCCAUCACGAAUGCACGGCAGUAUACCCGAUGGGAACGAAAGCAGCAGCAAAAUCCAGAGAAUUGCAAGCUUGAUUAUGCAAAGAUCAAGCUUAUCAUUGAUACUGCUAGCAAGUUUGACGACUACAUCAAAAAGCUGAACGGAGGAUAUAAUUACAUCGCGGUAGAUGAGGGGCUAAGGCUUGAAGCUUGA
Daldinia loculata is the source of this 2634-nucleotide messenger RNA. RefSeq lists its product as uncharacterized. Lineage: Eukaryota; Fungi; Ascomycota; Sordariomycetes; Xylariales; Hypoxylaceae. Gene Ontology annotation, molecular function: ATP binding; ATP hydrolysis activity. The coding region runs from base 1 to 2634 and encodes 877 amino acids. The record is from RefSeq and is a predicted model, not a curated record. The transcript is spliced from 3 exons.